CUGGGUGCAGACAUGCACGUGGACUCCGCCCCUGACAGCUCAGGGAGGAGAAACUGAGGCCCCACUGCGGCCGGCAGCAAUAUCCCCCCUAAGAGGAAGGCUGUGGGUUCCCCCAAGCCGGCGCACUUCGCAGCCCCUGCGGCUCCGGGACAGAAGCUCACGCUCCCCAGCUCCGACCUCGCGGGUCCUGAGAAGGCGGGCUCGGGUCAGACCUGGGGGCCGGGGUCUGGAGGCUGGGCACAGCGCGGAAGGGCCGCCCGGCCCCGCCCCCUGGCGCCGCCAUUGGCAGCGGCGGAGGCGGUGGACCCGCUGCAGGGUGCGCUCGGGCGCUCAGCUCUUGGAAGGUCCGGACUUGGCAGCUCCGGGUGAUCGCGGCUGGGCCGGCAGGGGCCGGGAGCCUGCGCUCUCUCGGCGGCUCACUCUGGCACCCGCUCCCGGGCAGCCACGCUGGGCGCGCACUCCCACUCCCUCUGCGCGCGCGGCUGCGAGGCGCGAUGGACGCGGCGCUGCUCCACAGUCUGCUGGAGGCCAACUGCAGCCUGGCGCUGGCCGAGGAGCUGCUCUUGGACGGCUGGGGGCAGCCUCUGGACCCCGAGGGUCCCGACUCCUACUGCAACACGACCUUGGACCAGAUCGGGACGUGCUGGCCCCGGAGUGCGGCCGGAGCUCUCGUGGAGAGGCCGUGCCCCGAGUACUUCAACGGCGUCAAGUACAACACGACCCGGAAUGCCUAUCGCGAAUGCUUGGAGAAUGGGACGUGGGCUUUGAGGAUCAACUACUCUCAGUGUGAGCCCAUUUUUGAUGACAAGCAGAGGAAGUACGACCUGCACUACCGCAUCGCCCUUGUUGUCAAUUACCUGGGCCACUGCGUCUCCAUGGCAGCCCUGGUGGCCGCCUUCCUGCUUUUCCUGGCCCUGCGGAGCAUCCGCUGUCUGCGGAACGUAAUCCACUGGAACCUCAUCACCACCUUCAUCCUACGCAACGUCGCCUGGUUCCUGCUGCAGCUCAUCGACCACGAAGUGCACGAGAGCAACGAGGUGUGGUGCCGCUGCAUCACCGCCACCUUCAACUACUUCGUGGUCACCAACUUCUUCUGGAUGUUCGUAGAGGGCUGCUACCUGCACACGGCCAUUGCCAUGACCUACUCCACAGAGCGCCUGCGCAAGUGGCUCUUCCUCUUCAUCGGAUGGUGCAUCCCCUGCCCCAUCAUCAUCGCCUGGGCUGUCGGCAAACUCUACUAUGAGAAUGAGCAGUGCUGGUUUGGCAAGGAGCCCGGAGACCUGGUGGACUACAUCUACCAGGGCCCCAUCAUCCUUGUGCUCCUGGAUCCUAAUGACAAAGCUGCGAGCGUCCACCACCUCGGAGACGAUGCAGUACAGGAAGGCGGUGAAGGCCACCCUGGUCCUCCUGCCCCUGCUGGGCAUCACCUACAUGCUCUUCUUCAUCAACCCCGGGGAGGACGACCUGGCACAGAUUGUGUUCAUCUACUUCAACUCCUUCCUGCAGUCCUUCCAGGGUUUCUUUGUGUCCGUCUUCUACUGUUUCUUCAACGGAGAGGUGCGCUCGGCUCUGAGGAAAAGAUGGCAUCGCUGGCAGGAUCACCACUCCCUGCGAGUGCCUGUGGCCCGGGGCAUGUCCAUCCCCACGUCACCCACGCGGAUCAGCUUCCACAGCAUCAAGCACACGGCCGCUGUGUGACCCCCGGCCGCCCACCGGCCCCGCACUCCUCCCCGCUGGAGGCUGCUCCCCGUCCUCUCCCUGUUCUUUCUGGGCUCUCCUUGCUGCAAGGGCCCUGGUGGGGACCGGAGGGAAGGAGCUGGCGUCGCAGCAGAAGGGGGCUCCCGGGGACCAGAGCCGCUGGGAACAGAGGGACGUCACGUUGACAAGAGCUGGGCACGCUUCCUCGGGCGUUUGCCUCUCGCUCUGGAUCCUCACGUAGCCCCAUUAACAGGUGAGGAAAAUGAGGCCUGGGCCGGGGAAGGGCCCGCCCAGGGCCACAGUCAGUUGCCACUCCGUGCCAGCAGCUGGGUGGUGGUUGGGCGUCCUCUGCAAGUGGUGGAGGCAGGAACUAGGUCGUCCCAGGGCUGUCACCAGGAGGAGCCUCCUCUACCCCACCCCCUCCCCGGGCAAGGCCCAUUCAACCGGGAGCAGGGACUCUGCAGCAACAACCAAUGGGGAGGUUCCUGGGCGUGGCUUCGCAGGCCGGGCUCCGGGAGAGAGAAGCCCUCGGGCCGUUGGCUCCCAAAGGGCUUCCGCCCUAGGCACCUUCCGCUGAAAUAAACUAAGGAAAAUUCUGUGUCCCAUCUUCCCAGUUUUAAGUUGACAUCUUAUAUUUUUUACAUGUUUUAAAACACGUGGAGGGCUUUGGUCAAUAUUUACAUUUCAAAAUGAAACCGCCACAUUUCAAAAGACAUCGGUUGGAAUCUAAGCUCCUCAGCGAUGUACCACAUUCAGCCUCAUCUGUUUCAGACACAUGGAACCAGCUCGGCUUUAGCAGCUGGAAUCUGGACAACGCUCCCUCUCUCUCUCACUUCCAUUUCCCAGAAUUUACACUAGGGAAAUGUUUCUUUGGUUGAAAGUAUUUUAUCGCUCACUUCUCUGCCACAAAAUAAAUUUAUGAGUUGAAAUUAAAAUAUUUGGUUUCCUGGGACAGAAGGCUCUAAGGGUUUUUUUUUUUUUUUAAAGAUAUGACUUUUAAUUUUUAUUAAAGAUUCAUUUAUUUGAAAGAG
Oryctolagus cuniculus (rabbit) is the source of this 2729-nucleotide messenger RNA. It is a transcript of the gene CRHR2, whose product is annotated as corticotropin releasing hormone receptor 2. Gene Ontology annotation, biological process: long-term synaptic potentiation; adenylate cyclase-modulating G protein-coupled receptor signaling pathway; cell surface receptor signaling pathway. Gene Ontology annotation, cellular component: plasma membrane; dendrite; axon terminus. Lineage: Eukaryota; Metazoa; Chordata; Mammalia; Lagomorpha; Leporidae. Gene Ontology annotation, molecular function: peptide hormone binding; corticotrophin-releasing factor receptor activity; corticotropin-releasing hormone receptor activity. The record is from RefSeq and is a predicted model, not a curated record.